AUGUUUGAAUACAGCCUGCAGGUCAAACAACAUCCAUCACUCCAGCUCCCUCCGGUGAAACACAGCCUGCAGAUCUACCAACAUCCAUCACUCCAGCUCCCUCCAGUGAAACACAGCCUGCAGAUCUACCAACAUCCAUCACUCCAGCUCCCUCCAGUGAAACACAGCCUGCAGCUCUACCAACAUCCAUCACUCCAGCUCCCUCCGGUGAAACACAGCCUGCAGAUCUACCAACAUCCAUCACUCCAGCUCCCUCCAGUGAAACACAGCCUGCAGAUCUACCAACAUCCAUCACUCCAGCUACCUCCAGUGAAACACAGCCUGCAGAUCUACCAACAUCCAUCACUCCAGCUACCUCCAGUGAAACACAGCCUGCAGCUCUACCAACAUCCAUCACUCCAGCUACCUCCAGUGAAACACAGCCUGCAGAUCUACCAACAUCCAUCACUCCAGCUACCUCCAGUGAAACACAGCCUGCAGAUCUACCAACAUCCAUCACUCCAGCUCCCUCCAGUGAAACACAGCCUGCAGCUCUACCAACAUCCAUCACUCCAGCUACCUCCAGUGAAACACAGCCUGCAGAUCUACCAACAUCCAUCACUCCAGCUCCCUCCAGUGAAACACAGCCUGCAGCUCUACCAACAUCCAUCACUCCAGCUACCUCCAGUGAAACACAGCCUGCAGAUCUACCAACAUCCAUCACUCCAGCUACCUCCAGUGAAACACAGUCUGCAGCAGGUGCUACUGCGGUGCUUAGGAGUUGACUGGGAGUGGUAGGGGCUGAUUCUGACCUCUGAGUCCUCUGCUGGGAUUAGAGUCUGCUGCUAUGUUGCCCGGUGUCUUCAUCUGAGAUGGACUGGGAGGAUAUUUUUAUUCUGCACCAGAGAAAGACUUUGAAAAGGUCAGACGGACAAUGUGAUGGAUACAACCGAGGCAACUUCAGCACCACAACAACAACAACAACAACGACAAAAUGGACGACCUUGGUGACACACAACCAAGAGUGCAGACACAUGAGUCUGGAUUUAUGGGAAUGAAACAUUUUCAGACUAAAUACACAAUGAUUUGAUGAUCACUUGAAAAGAGGUGAGAUUUUUGUAAUCUUUAUGAUCCCACAAAUUUCUUUUACAUUGAGAUUUGUAACAAGUCGUGAAACUUGUAACAUGCAUCCAUUAUCUUAGCGUACCGUCUGUGUCAUUGGACUUCUACACAGAUUUAAAAGAAAAGCAUCUCCAACAGAAUACUUGUUAUUUAUUAAUAUUGUUAAUUUUAUUAGUAUUAUGACGUUGUAAUCAACCUUUUUCAAAUACUUUUUGAAAAACAGUGUAUUGUAUAUAUAUGUAUAUAGUCAGCUAUAUGUAAAUUAUGGUUUUCCAUUCUUGUAUUGUUUUGUUGCAAACAGUCCUACACUUCAUCUGGUGCUGUGCACUUUAAACUAUUAUUUUAAUGUGACGCCCAAAUCAAGUAAAUAAAUACAUUAAAAUAAA
This is a messenger RNA of Gadus morhua (Atlantic cod), 1487 nucleotides long. Its product is annotated as proline-rich extensin-like protein EPR1. The record is from RefSeq and is a predicted model, not a curated record. Bases 1 to 777 code for a protein of 258 amino acids. Lineage: Eukaryota; Metazoa; Chordata; Actinopteri; Gadiformes; Gadidae. The transcript has 2 exons.